GACAAAAUAAUGCGUCACUUCUUCUAGCACAGCUCCCACCCUGUUGUCCCUUGUAUCAGCCCCCCUGAUUUUAUCGAUAACCACCUUGGCAUCCCCUUCAAACCUCACGCUAGUCAAGCCUUGGCCCAGACACCAAAGGAUCACCUCCGGGAGGACAAGUAAUUCCACCACGAGAGGGUCAUCAAUGACCGAAAAUUAAUCCCCUGUAGCCCAAAGGACGUCCCAAUUCGAGGACAUAAGCACCACUCCUCCCGCCGAAUGAGAUCCCCUCCGAGUAGCCCCAUCCCACCCACAGAUGACCACAGACGAAUCCACCUGGACAGGCUGGUGAUCCGCGGGGGUAGGGUUUUGGAGAGGCUUAUCAACCGGGAGCCUCACCCAUUCCACAUAGUGCUGCAUAAACGGGCGCAUCAAAGCAGUGAUCCCAUACUGUUUGCCUUCAAAAAUCACCCAAUUACGAGAUCGCCAGAUUUGCCAGCGGAUGGCCACUAUUGCCAGAAACAGCAUAGGCUGAUCGAUUAAAGCCAUCAAUUUUUUGAGAAAAAGAGAAAAUGUGUGACGCGAUAAUCCCUCCCCUACAUGUUCCAGCCCUGCCGACCCCUUGAGGGUUCGGGCCACCGGGCAAUCAAGGAACAAAUGUUCCAUAUUUAAGAACUAUCCCAGCAGACCGGACAUCGAGGAUGAACCAGGACCUUUCUAUUGAUUAGGGCUUCCGUCGUAGGUAGGAUCCGGUUGAAAACUUGCCAAACAAACACCUUUAAUUUUGGCGGUAUAUUUGCAUUCCACAGGCGAAUCCAACUGGUCUGAUCCUUCCAUCCUACCGUAGCUUUCCAUCGACCCUUUCUCAUAUCAAGAGAGACAACCAAAUGGUAAGCCGAUUUAACCGAGAAAUCCCCAUCAACCGUAUCAUGCCAAAUGAGCAUGUCCUCCACAUUCUCCGGCGGGAGUGGAAUGGCUUUUAUAAUGCGGCAAGUAACUGGGUCAAUCCAUUGCGUAGCUUCAGGUCACACCAGCGUCCAUUCCCCGGACAAAUCAACUCAGAACCGGAGGGUCACCCCCAGCCGGUAGAACCCUCGGAUUAUAUCGAAGGGGCUCAAACUGGUGUUGAGGAACCCAAGUAGAGCGAAGGAGGGAGGAAGGUAGAAGAAAGGGAAAAGUUGCUUUAAUUUUUUAUUGACAAAUCUAAACGUUUUCCACUAUGAGGAAGAUGUUAAAUGUUUCAAAGGGUUGAUUGAUUGUUGUAAAAGACUAAAUUGAGAAAAGGAGGCAUAAUUAGUUUAUUAUAAAUGAGAGAAGUAAAUCUCUAUCCUCUUAUAAUUUUCUCUUUGUAUUUUUUAUAUUUAUUUUAAAUAAAGUUUUUAUUCAAAUAAUUUAUAUGAAUGCAUCUAAUUAAUGGUAUUUUUGUUAAAUUUUAUAAAUAAUAAUAUAAUAUUAACGCUCUUUGCACUCUCUCAAUAUUGAGUUCUUUGAAAACACAAGCUCUCGCGUUCUCGAUGUUGCUUCCACACAACGUCAAUUACAAACAUCCGUAACCAAGACAAAUAGUCGAACCUCGACAGGACCCGAGGCGACAAACUCAGGGACUUUUUGGCCACUAAAUGAGCCACUCUGUUUCUCUGACGACCUACAAAUCACAGUUCACAAUUUCCACCGAAACCAACCAGCAAGGAUCUAAUCUCUCGCAAAAUAGAACCCACCUUUGAAUCCUUGUCAUCCCCAGCCAAGCACUUGUCCAAGAUCACUUUAGCAUCACCCGUAAUUAGCAGAGGAGUCAAACGCCUAAGAGCACACUCCCGUAAGCAAUCUCUUAGUGUCAAACUUUCCAAGACAUGAGCAUCCGCAAUCCCUGGAUAAAUUGUGCUCGUCGCGGCUAAUGGAGCUGCAUUCACAUCAUCAAAAGAACCUUCACAAAUUGCAAAAGAAGCAGCCCCGGAAUCACCACGCCUAGUUGCACCAUCAAAGCAAGCAUGAAAACGGGACGAUAAAAACUGUCGAGGAGCUGGGGCUGAAGCACAAACGUGCUGCUUAUCCCAUGAUUGAUACUCUGACCGUAAACCCACCAAGUUCUCGCUGUUGCUCUCACUCAACUAGUUACCUAAGGCCCAACCUGACUAACUUGGGCCUUUAGUUUUGAUCCACUUAAGCCCAAUCAGAACGCAAAAACAUCUUUUAACAGGCCAGCGGACUGGAAAAGGAAAAAAAAUGGAGAAUGGGAAGAAAAAGAAUAGACAAAAAAGGAGACGUGUUAGUCGGCGGAUCGGGUCGGGAAAACCGCCAUGUAGCUCGCCCAUUGACUCGCCCUCGAGAUCGUAGAUCGAUUUUUUCCUAUAAAUAUGAAAAAAAGCA
This is a messenger RNA of Linum trigynum, 2346 nucleotides long. Lineage: Eukaryota; Viridiplantae; Streptophyta; Magnoliopsida; Malpighiales; Linaceae. The record is from the annotation of a GenBank genome assembly.